AUGGCUGCUCAUUAUCACAACCCUGCGUCUAUCUUUUCUUUGUUUGUCAUGAUUAGUUGUUUGUUUCUCAUUCAUGGCAAUCACGUAACGGUGGUUCAAGCAGCUCGUUAUCUGUUGGAAACAAAACCAACUGUUCCAGAGAUUCCCAAACUUACAUUUCCUAAGUCUGAAUUACCACCAUUACCUGAGAUCCCAAAUUUUCCAAAGCCAGAGUUGCCGAAGAUUGACAUCCCGUCCUUAUCGAAGCCAGAGUUGCCAACAUUCCCUAAGAUUGACAUCCCAUCUUUACCAAAACCUGAGUUGCCAUCAUUUCCUAAGAGUCAAAUUCCAUCUCUACCCAAGCUCGAACUGCCAUCACUGCCGAAGACGGAAGCAGCAUCUUUAACCGCGAAUUCAGAGGUGCCAAAGCUUGGCGUUCCAACUUUGCCGAAACCUGUAUUGCCGAAAUUUGAAGUGCCUACUACUCUUCCAGUGCCCGAGCUACCAAAAACUCAAUUGCCGAAGAUGCAAUUACCCAACUUUGAAUUGCCCAAGACAGAACUCCCAAAGCCUGAAUUUCCCAAUCUUGAAGUGCCGGAGACUGAAUUACCCAAGCCUGUAUUGCCUAAGAUAGAACUCCCUAAGCCUGAAGUCCCAAAGACAGAACUCCCUAAACCUGCGAAGAACCAAUUCCCUAAGCCUGAAGUGCCUAAACCUGAACUAGCACCAUUGCCCAAAUUCGAAAUUCCAAAACUGCCAGAAUUGCCUUCUCUUCCAAAAUCCACACUUCCUCACACCCCUUGA
Papaver somniferum (opium poppy) is the source of this 783-nucleotide messenger RNA. Its product is annotated as protein PELPK1-like. The transcript has a single exon. Bases 1 to 783 code for a protein of 260 amino acids. NCBI's taxonomy places the organism in Eukaryota, Viridiplantae, Streptophyta, Magnoliopsida, Ranunculales, Papaveraceae. The record is from RefSeq and is a predicted model, not a curated record.